UCCUCAAAAGUUAUCAACUUUUCUCCUUCACUCCAUCCAGUGCCUGCUUCCCACUUUACUCUUACUUUCUUUUCUCACUCUCAUACUGUCCGUCUUACAUUACCCUCCCCCAUGGGUUGCCUCACUUCUCCUCUGUUUCCUCUGGUUUUGGCUAUUUCAGCUUCCUGGUUGCUUUCUCCGGCGGAAUCAGCGACAUAUUGGGGUGAUAUAGAGGCUCUGAAGCAGCUCAAGAACGGCCUUCAGAAUGCUUCCGUGAAUCCAGGUUCGUGUGUUAGUUCUUGGGACUUCUCUGUCGACCCAUGCGACGGCCUCUUCAGCGAAACAUUCACCUGCGGCUUCCGAUGCGACGUUGUCGUCUCCGGGUCGAGUCGGGUCACCGAAAUCACUCUCGACCAGGCGGGUUACGCCGGCUCACUCGCGUCCUCGUCUUGGAACCUUCCUUAUUUAGAAACUCUCGAUGCGUCCAACAACUACCUUUCCGGCGGCAUUCCCGACUCCUUCUCCAACUUGACUCGUCUUCGCCGGCUCGCUCUGUCCGGGAAUUUAUUGGACGGUGAGAUUCCCUCUUCCAUUGGGUUCCUCUCGAAUCUGGAAGAGCUUUACCUUGAUAACAAUAAUCUUCAAGGGACAAUCCCUUCUAGCUUUAACGGUCUGAAGAGCUUGAAAAGGCUCGAACUUCAGCUCAACAGUCUCGAGGGUGAGAUUCCUGAUCUUGGUUCUCUCGAGAACCUCUACUAUCUUGACAUCAGCGACAACGCCGUCGCCGGCGGAAUUCCGGCGACGUUGCCCAAAUCCUUAGUUCAAAUCUCAAUGAGGAACAAUAGCUUGAGCGGAGGUUUAAGAUCGGAAAGCUUCAGAGGGUUGAUGGAUUUGCAGGUUUUGGAUUUGAGUUAUAACGGUCUGAAGGACUCUGUGCCCAUGGUUCUAUUUGAGCUGCCUUCGCUGGAGCAACUGACGCUGUCGUUCAACAAAUUCUCGUCCAUGGAAGCGCCAUCUUACAAUGCGGGAUCGCAGAGUGGGCUAAUAGCGGUUGAUCUGAGCAACAACCAGAUUCAAGGGCUGCUGCCGUGGUUCAUGGGAGUGAUGCCGAAGCUGGCGUCACUGGCGUUAGAGAACAAUAAGUUUACGGGAAUGAUACCGACGCAGUACGCAUUGAAGACGGUGUUUCCGGAGGUGGGAAUAUCGCCGUUCGGGAGGCUAAUAUUGAGCGGCAAUUACCUCAUCGGGGGCAUACCCAGCCCCUUGCUGGCGCUCAAGCAGGGUUCUGCAAAUGUGACGUUGGGGGACAACUGUUUGUUUAGAUGCCCGCUGAGGUUCUUUUUCUGCGACCAACAAAAAUCAUUGGACGUAUGCAACAGAUUUAGUCCCUUCAUCCCUUAGAUGGCGAUGAUGAUUUUGAUUGAUUUCAUUUGUUUGUUCUGAUACAUGUGCCUGUAAUUAGAGUGGAAAGAGGAAUGAUCGGAGAUGUUGAUGUUAAUGUCGAUCAAGAGAUGAGGGUUGAGACUUGAGAGCAUGUGGAGAUCCUCCUAAUCUUAAUCCGAUCAAGCCAUCAAUAUCGUACGAUAACUGCCAACUUCAUUUGACCUUUGCCAUUCGCCGUCCAGCAUCUCCCACAAUCAUUUUGGGUUUAUUUUCAUUUUCCUUUUUAUUUCUCCGGCAAUUAUUUACGACGCGAGUUUGCUAGCGCUCAAGGAUUUGCGCCCUCAGUUAAUGACAGUGCCCCUGCUUGCUUAUGACCAAA
This is a messenger RNA of Neltuma alba, 1741 nucleotides long. Its product is annotated as receptor kinase-like protein Xa21. The record is from RefSeq and is a predicted model, not a curated record. The coding region runs from base 112 to 1380 and encodes 422 amino acids. Lineage: Eukaryota; Viridiplantae; Streptophyta; Magnoliopsida; Fabales; Fabaceae. The transcript has a single exon.